AUGGCCUCUGCAGCAGACAUCAAGCCAUGGCUACGGCCGCAGCCCCGACCUUAUCUCAUCUCGAAUGCCAACAUUGUCGAUGUCGUGGCAGGCGACAUCAAGGAAAAUCAGUUUAUUUUCAUUCAAGAUAGCAAGAUUACGUCGAUUUCUUCAUCGAUUCCCGACGAUCUGCCAGAGGACUAUGUCGCUGUUGACUGCGAGGGUAAAUACGUGAGCCCCGGGCUCUUCGACGCCCACGUCCAUUUUGUCGCUGUUCCAGGUUUCGAUAAUCUAUCGAUGGCGUUUGGAAACUUCAAUGAUGUAUCUUUGCUUCGACAACCGUACGUUGCGACUCAGAUGCUGCAUCGCGGAUUUACCAACGUUCGUGACUGCGGCGGCGCCCAGCUUGCCCUCAAACAGGCCAUAGAAGAUGGAAUCUUCCCUGGUCCGCGACUAUUUAUUGCGGGACACGCUCUAUCUCAAUCAGGAGGACAUGGCGACAUUCGCAGCUCGCAUGAUCAUGUCCAGUGCUGCUCGGGUCACACAAACGGACUCGGUCGCAUUUGCGACGGCGUCCCCGCAUGCAUGACGGCUGUCCGCGAGGAGAUUCGCUCCGGUGCUGAUUUCAUCAAAAUUAUGGGCUCCGGCGGUGUAUCGACGCCCACAGACCAUCUCGAACAGCUGCAGUUUACCAAGGCUGAAAUCCAGGCCAUCGUCGAAUGUGCAAGCAACGCGGGAACCUAUGUGACCGCACACGCAUACACCCCCAAAGCCAUUAUGCAUGCCAUUGACAAUGGUGUAAAGGGCAUCGAGCACGGCAAUUUCGUCACAGAAGAAGUCGCCAAACUGAUGGCUGAAAAGGGAAUCUACUUGACUCCAACGCUCAUUUCAUACGCCGAGAUGGAUUCGGAACGCUGGCGAGGCUACCUCCCUGCAAGCGGGCAGGCAAAGAACACCGAAGUUCUCAAAGCUGGUCUGCAUAGCUUGAAGAUUGCAUACGACGCGGGCGUCACGAUCUGCUAUGGAAGCGACCUUCUCGGUCCCCUUGGCAUAGCACAGACACAUGAAUUUGCGCUGAGAGCGCAGGUCCUGCCUCCGCUGGCUAUCCUGCAAAGCGCAACCAUCAACCCAGCCAAGAUGAUGGGUCAAGAGCACUCAAUUGGUCAAGUCAAGGAAGGAUUCUGGGCCGACUUGCUUUUUCUCAAUAGCAAUCCUUUGGACGAUGUAACUAUCUUUGACCGACCACAGCAGUGUGUCCUCGGGGUGAUGAAGGAGGGUCGAGUGUAUAAGAGCCGAUGGGAAGGACUGAAAGAAGACGGAGAAAUCCCGAUAAGAGUAGUACCAUCCAAAUGA
Messenger RNA from Aspergillus calidoustus, 1332 nucleotides. NCBI's taxonomy places the organism in Eukaryota, Fungi, Ascomycota, Eurotiomycetes, Eurotiales, Aspergillaceae. The record is from the annotation of a GenBank genome assembly.